Molecule: messenger RNA, 2694 nt
Organism: Closterium sp. NIES-65
Lineage: Eukaryota; Viridiplantae; Streptophyta; Zygnematophyceae; Desmidiales; Closteriaceae
Source: the annotation of a GenBank genome assembly
AUGACGCCACGUGGCAAUUCAGGGCAGCAAUUGGUGGGAGGAAGCAGGGGGGAAAUCAAGGAGGAGUGGGGUCAAGAAGACAGAGAAGCAGGGCGUGUGAGGGAGGAUGGGGGCAUGGGGCAAAGGCGAGGAGUGGCUGGGGCCAAUGGGAUGGAGGAUGGGGAAGAGAGAGGGGACAGUGGGGUUGAUAAAGGGCAGGAGAAGGGCAAAGAGCAGGGAGGGAGAGAGGGGCAGGGAGAGGGGCCUAUACAUGGGGAGGGAGGAGGAGAUGGAGGGAAGGAUAGGGCAGCACUGGAGCAGGGAAAGGGGGAAAGUGACGGGGUGAUGGGGACGUUGGAAGCACAGAUGACGGCGUUGCAGCGGCAGCAGGCAGAGGUGCAAGCGUGGGAGGAGGAGGUGAUAAAGAGAAUAGCGGCAGUUGAGAAGCGGGAGUGGGAUGUUGCGAGGAAGGAGAAAGAGAUUGAUGCAAAGUGGAAGGAGAUGAAGGAGCGGAAGGAGGAGGAGGGGGUGAAGGAGUGGGAAAAGGAGGGGGAAGAGGAGGGGGAAGAGGAGGGGGAUGGAGUGGGAGAGUUAGUGAGAGUGAGUUCGAGAGGAGAGGAAAUGGCUGGUUUAGGGGGAGCUAGUAACGCAAAGGGCACGGAAGUGAUUAUAAAGGAUGUGACAGCAGACAAAUUGCAGACAAACAGCAGUGCUACUGUUGAAAUUAUGAAGGGCGUGACUUUAGUGAAAGCGGGGAAAGGAAGGUCAGGAGCAGGAGCAGCAGCAAGAGCAGGAGGAGGGGGGGGAGGGAUAGGGUCUGGUGGAGGUGGUGGUGGCAGGGGCAUGCGGCAUGACGUGAUGGAGGCACUUCAGAUGCUGAAGCUGGGUGUGAGAUCGUUGCAAGAGAACAUUGAGACGGUGCUGCACACUGAAAGCAGCCUCCACCCUCACGCCUUCAACGCGAGUGCAGCAUUCCUGCACCUCCCUCCCGGCUCCAUUGAAACUGCCACACCAGCAGCAGGAGCAGCAUCAUCAUCACCACCACCACCACUAACACCAGCAGCAGCAGCAGCAGCAGCAGCAGCAGCAGCAGCAGCAGAUGAGCCAGCAGGAUCACAGGCAGCAGCUGCAGCCCCCAAGGCUUCAGAAUUUCCGAAGCAGUAUGUGCGGGAAGCAGUGGCAGGGCCGCUGGUGAUAGCGGGCAUGGUGUAUAACCGCGUGUUUGAUGGGGACUACACUCGCUUCUGGGCGCUGCAUGUGUGGCAGGUGAGUGUGGCACAUGAGUAUGGCACGUGGGGGGUGUGGCACGUGGGGGGUAUGGCACGUGGGGGGUGUGGCACAUGGUGGUUGGAGUACCAUCGAUACGCAGGAGUGACUCGGUUCUACUGGUACGAUGAGGCAAGGAGCACAGAAGAGGACCAGGACGUGGUGCUCGCCCCGUACAUUGAUGCCGGCCUGGUGGUAUGCCACCGCGUUCACACAUGUUGUCUUGUCCACCUCCUUCCCAUACCCUCCUCUACCCCCGCACCACCACCACCACCACCACCAUCACAGGACGUGGUGCUCGCCCCGUACAUUGAUGCCGGCCUGGUGGUAUACCACCGCGUGCGCGAGAUGCCAUUCGUGGGCGGAAAUUUCACGGAUUACCUGGAGAGAAUGUUCCGGUGCAAGCAGGGUGCUGCUUACAACCACUGGGUGCAGCACUAUGCAUCGGAGGUGCACUGGGGUUUUCACACCGAUAUCGACGAGUAUUUCUUUUCCCCGGCCGGCACGCCGCCCGGCUUUCUUCGUCACUACCUGCAGACACUGCCAAAAACAACAAUACAGAACGUCUUUUUCCUUGGGGAUCCGAUCGGUCCCGACACGGAUACCCUACUAGAGCGCUACACCCUCCGCAUGCCCAACUCCUCCCAGCGGCACCGCACUAAACCCAUUGCAUGGCUGCCCCUCGCCGUUCACCUUAUGGACGACUGUAUCAACCCCCACGAGUGGGCUGUCAUGGAGAAUGGCCCGCCGAAAUUGGUUGAUAUGGAAAAGAUGAGGCUGAAUCACUACUGGGGGGACCGCGCUGGGGUGAUUUCGGACACUACCCCGGUUUACACGAUGGAUGUUACGAUGAUGGAUGAGUAUGGGGAUGGGCUCGUCAAGGAUGAUUCGGCCAAGGUGAGGGAUGAGCUGGCACAGGGGAGGGAUGAGCUGGCACAGGGGAGGGAUGAGCUGGCACAGGUGAGGGAUGAGCUGGCACAGGGGAGGGAUGAGCUAGAAAAGGGGUGUGUUCUCAUGCUGAUGCAAUCCACGCCUUCUUACCCAGCCAUGGGAGUGUGGCUGCGGCAGCGCAUGCAGGUGGCAUGGGCGGUCAUUUCAGCCCAGGCGGUUCACAAGGAGAGGAAGCGGCUCAGGAAACGUGUGGCUGAGGUGAAGACACGUGUCAGGCAGCUAGUGGCUCUCGUGCCCUGGUUGUUGAAGGGGAGAGGAGGCGAGGGAGUGAGGAGAGGACGAGGAGGAGAGGGAGGUGGAAGAGGAGGGGGGAUGAAGGGAGGAGAGGAAGGAGAGGGAGGGAAGGAGAGGGAGGAAGCAAGAAAGAUGGAGGGUGGGGUGAGCAUGGAGGUGGGUGGGUUGACAGAGGAUGAGGCGUUGGGAGAGGGUGGUGGUGAUGAUGAUGGUGGUGGUGGUGGUGACAUGAUGCUGGGAGGGAAUCUAAUGCUGGGCGGCUAA